Messenger RNA from Doryrhamphus excisus (bluestripe pipefish), 16164 nucleotides. It is a transcript of the gene ubr4, whose product is annotated as ubiquitin protein ligase E3 component n-recognin 4. Gene Ontology annotation, cellular component: membrane; cytosol; centrosome. Gene Ontology annotation, molecular function: zinc ion binding; ubiquitin-protein transferase activity; protein binding. Gene Ontology annotation, biological process: ubiquitin-dependent protein catabolic process. NCBI's taxonomy places the organism in Eukaryota, Metazoa, Chordata, Actinopteri, Syngnathiformes, Syngnathidae. The record is from RefSeq and is a predicted model, not a curated record.
CCUUUUCUAUGAGAUUUCAAGAUGGCGUCUAGCGGAGGAAAUGGGGAACACGAAUGGACAGCGGCGGUGCGGCCGCUUUUAUCAGCUUCGUACACCGCAUUCGAAACGAAAGAGCUACCUCAUCUUGUCGGAUCCAUUAUUAACAGUGAAUCGGACAUUCUUCAUCAUGACAAACAGUAUGAGCCCUUCUACUCGUCAUUCGUGGCGCUCUCUGCACAUUACAUCACCACAGUAUGUGGACAAAUACCAAGAAAUCAGUUGCUCUCGGUUGCCGCGGCAUGCAAAGUUUUGAUUGAGUUUUCUUUGCUGCGGCUGGAGAACCCAGAUGAAGCAUGUGCCGUGUCACAGAAGCACCUGAUUCUUCUAAUAAAAGGACUUUGCACUGGCAGUAGCAGACUAGACCGCACAGAAAUCAUUACUUUCACUGCAAUGAUGAAGUCUGCCAAGCUGCCUCAAACUAUUAAGACCCUCUCUGAUGUGGAAGAUCAGAAGGAGGUACCCAGUGCUGUGAACCCAGAGCUGCGACAUAAAGAAGUACAGAUGAACUUCUUUAAUCAGCUGACUUCAGUUUUUAACCCUGACCUUACCACCAUAUUGGCCUCACCUUCACUACAGGUGCCGACUGAGAGCAAUUGUGAGGAGCAGACCUCUGAUCAAGCGGUUCAAGCCAAAAUGAAGAAUGCUUUUGUUUCUCAGAAUGUGUCAAGCUUACAAGAACUGGGUGGGUCUGAGAAGUUGCUGCGAGUGUGUCUCAAUCUGCCCUAUUUCCUACGUUACAUUAACCGUUUCCAAGAUGCCGUGUCGGCAAACUCGUUCUUCAUCAUGCCCGCCACUGUUGCUGAUGCCACGGCUGUCCGCAAUGGAUUUCAUUCACUGGUGAUCGACGUAACCAUGGCUUUGGACACUCUCUCUCUUCCUGUCCUGGAGCCAUUGACACCGGGCAGACUACUAGAUAUGACUGUCCUGGCUUUGAGCUGUCUCUAUGCUGGUGUCAGUGUGGCCACCUGCAUGGCCAUUCUACAGGUAGGAAGCGGCUUGCAGCUUCGCUCUGCCUCCACCGGAACGAAAGAGGAGGACUAUGAAAAUGAUGCCGCAACAAUAGUGCAGAAAUGUUUGGAGAUCUAUGAAAUGAUUGGGCAAGCCAUCAGCAAUUCUCGCAGAGCUGGAGGGGAGCAUUAUCAGAACUUCCAGCUGCUUGGAGCAUGGUGCCUUUUAAACAGUCUGUACCUGAUUCUGAACCUGAGCCCCACAGCCUUGGCAGACAAGGGCAAAGAGAAGGAUCCCUUGGCUGCUUUACGUGUUCGUGAUAUUACCGUACGCAGCAAGGAUGGUGCGGGGUCGCCUAAAUUGGGUCCUGGCAAAGGACACCAAGGUUUUGGAGUUUUGUCAGUAAUCUUGGCCAACCACGCCAUCAAGCUUUUAACAUCGCUCUUCCAGGACUUACAAGUUGAGGCUUUGCAUAGAGGUUGGGCGAGUGAUGGACCACCAGCUGAGCUCAACAUCAUGGCACAGAGUACUUCCAUCCAGAGGGUCCAAAGACUUAUUGACUCUGUACCACUGACCAGCCUGCUCUUCACCCUCCUCUCCACUGCCUAUAGGAAGGCUUGUGUCCUUCAGCGUCAGAGAAAAGGCUCAGUCAGCAGUGAUGCCAGUGCGUCCACUGAUUCCAACACCUAUUAUGAGGAUGACUUCAGCAGCACCGAGGAGGACAGCAGCCAAGCAGAGAGAAGACAGGAGAAGACAUGUGCAGCUUGUGUCUCAGAUGACGACAGUGAGCCCAUCCUGGGACUUUGGUUUGAAGAGACUAUUUCACCUACCAAAGACAAAGUAGCCCCUCCCCCACCUCCACCACCCCCACCCCUGGAGACCUCUCCCAGACUGAAGAGCCCCAGCAAGCAGAAUCCAAGCGAAAAUGGCAACAUUUUGGCGGGUCGUAAAGAUCCAGAGCUUUUCCUCAGUUUGGCCUCCAGUAUAUUGAACUUCAUUACCACCUCCAUGCUGAAGUCCAGGAACAACUUCAUCCGCAACUACUUGAGUGUGUCUCUGACAGAGCAGCACAUGGCAACGUUGGCCAGCAUCAUCAAAGAUGUGGACAAAGAUGUGAAAGCGUCCUCGGAUGAAGCAUUUUCAUUAGCGCUGUAUCACUUCAACCACACCUUGGUGACAUCAGACCUGCCAUCCCCAGCCCUGCAGAAUACCCUUCUUCAACAACUAGGUGUUGCACCCUUCUCUGAAGGCCCGUGGCCUUUAUACGUUCACCCUCAGUCGCUUUCAGUCCUCUCCAGACUUCUCCUCAUAUGGCAGCACAAAGCCAGCGUACAAGGAGAGCCAGAUGUGCCAGAGUGUAUGAAAGUCUGGGAAAGGUUUUUGGGAACGUUGAAACAGCACACCAUUCAGGGAUCUGUUCAGGGAGAGGAUGACCUUAAUGUGGAGCACCUGCAACUCAUGCUACUGCUCUUCCACAAUUUGUCAGAGCGUGGCCAGUGGACCGUGCUCACCUUGGUCACCCAGGCCAUCACUGAAGUGGCACAGAGCAGAGACAGCCAGCUGAAGGCUGUGCCCCUCAACCUGGCUCGCCUGCUCUUGGUUUUUGACUACCUGCUGCGCCACUACUCCAAGGCGCCACUCUACCUUUUUGAACAGGUGCAGUACAACCUCCUCACACCACCAUCAACUGGCCCAAGUUCCCUGCAGGAUGGUAGCAAACGCAGCAGUCUCCCGCUUUACUACGGGCUUAGGGAGGUGGAGGAAAACUGGGCCAAGCAUUGCUCAGCCAGUUCAAAUGCUCAGCCCAAAUUCUACUGCGUUUUGUCCCCUGAGGCAUCCGAAGAUGACAUCAGCAGACUAGACAGCAAGGUAUUUCCAAAGCUGUUCAACGGAGUGGUGAAAUACGAUGAACUUUAUGCUAGGCUAAUCUCACUGCUGGCAGCUGGCUCUCAGUUUGAUACAGCAAGAAGGCAGGAGAGCAAACCCAUCACUCCUAUGGAGGCCUGUUCCCUUCAGUACUUCUUCCUAGUGUUGUGGAGGAUCCUGGGGGCUUUACCACCUUCGAAAGCCUACAUGGAGCAGCUCAAGUCUGGAUGUGGGGAUCCCAGUGAGAGUGACAUCCUGCACACUCUACGAUGGUCCUCACGUCUCCGAGUAGCCACUUAUGUGAAUUGGAUCAAGGAACACCUGGUGAAGCAGGGAAUGAAAGCAGACCAAGCAGCCACUUUGGUUGAAAUGACUGUAGCUAAGUGCAGCAAAGUUAAAUAUGAUGUGGAGCUGGCAGAGGAGUACAUUGCCAGACAGAUUUCUACCUUCUCCGGUGUAGACCCGAAUGCCGUCGUUCCACUCGAUCAGCUGCCCUCACUACAAGCGAUCUACACACUAGAUGCAGUCAUCUCUAAAGUGCAGGUGUCCCUGGAUGAGCACUUGUCAAAGGUUGCCAUUGAAGCAGACGCUCACAAGUCGUCGGAGAUCACAAAGAACUUGAUGUCUGCCACGCUACAGCUUGCAGAUGUCUACACAGCCUUUACAAGGUCUUAUCUACUAAUGAACAUCCCGGAGGAGGGAGAAAAUAAGCUGACAGAUGCCAAGCUCCAAGGUUAUGCUGCUGUGCUGUCCAUUGGCUCCACUCGCUGCAAGGCCAACCUGCUGGGGCAGAAUAUUAUGCACAACUUGCCUCCAGCUGUUCAAGCAAUAUGUGAGACAUGGAACAGCAUCCAUACCAAUGAGUUCCCCAACAUCGGUUCUUGGCGAAAUGCAUUUGCCAACGAUACCAUUCCAUCGGAGAGUUACAUCAGUGCCAUCCAAGCCGCACACCUGGGAACUCUGAGCUGCCAGUCUUUGCCUCUGGCAUCCUCUCUGAAACACAUCCUGUUGUCCUUGGUUCGUCUCAUUGGCGAUCUUAUUGUCACAGAAGAGCUCAAUCCUUCUCAAAUUGUGCAAACACUGCUGCCCCUUCUACUGGAGAGCAGCACCGAGAGUGUGGCAGAAAUCAGCACGACAUCACUGGAGCGUAUCCUUGGUCCAUCCGAGUCAGAUGGCUUCCUUGGCCGCAUCUAUGAACGUUUGGUCACCGGGUGUUAUAACAUCAUUGCAAAUCACUCAGACCCCAACAGCGGUUUGGAUGAGUCCGUCCUUGAGGAAUGCCUUCAGUACCUUGAAAAACAGCUGGAGAGCAUUCAGGUUCGCAAGGCCAUGGAAGAGUUCUUUUCCUUCAGUGGUGAGCUUGUCCAAAUUAUGAUGGCAACAGCCAACAAAAACCUGUCAGCAAAAUUCUGCAACAGGGUGCUGAAAUUCUUCACAAAACUUUUCCAGCUAACGGAGAAGAGCCCAAACCCCAGUCUGCUCUGUCUUUGCGGCUCCUUGGCACAGCUUGCUUGUGUGGAACCCUCUCUUUUGCAAUCCUGGCUGACGCGCAUGACAGCCACCCUACCCAAGGACACAGAACAGCUGGAAAUAGUGCAAGAAAAUCGACAGCUUCUGCAGCUCCUCACCACCCAUAUAGUGCGGGACAACAGCCAGGUGGGGGAAGGAGUAUGCACGGUCCUCCUCAGCACACUAAUCCCCAUGGCAACUGACAUGCUGGCCAGCGGGGAUGGAACAGGAUUCCCUGAGCUAAUGGUCAUCAUGGCCACUCUAGCUAGCGCAGGGCAAGGUGCAGGCCACCUGCAACUGCAUAGGGCAGUUAUUGACUGGCUCGCCAGAUGCAAAAAGUAUUUAACUCAAAAGAAUGUUGUGGAAAAAGUGAGCACAAACAUGUCCCAGGGAAAGCAUGCCAGCAUGUUGGAAUGCUCCUGUCACAUCAUCUCCUAUCUGGCGGAUGUGAUGAAUGCCCUGAGGCUAAGCAAUGGUCAAGGUGGCUCAACAUUGCUCAUGGAUGGAGAAGAGAAGGCCAUGGAGGUGGACUCAGAUUGGGUGGAAGAACUCGCUGUAGAAGAUGAUGAUUCCCAGGCAGAGGAUUCUGAUGAAGACUCUCUUUGCAACAAACUCUGCACCUUCACCAUUACUCAAAAAGAGUUCAUGAACCAGCACUGGUACCACUGUCACACAUGUAAAAUGGUGGAUGGGGUAGGUGUGUGCACUGUGUGCGCCAAGGUCUGUCAUAAAGACCAUGAGAUCUCCUAUGCCAAAUAUGGCUCUUUCUUCUGUGACUGCGGUGCCAAAGAGGAUGGCAGCUGCCAGGUGAGACCGAAUACCUCAGGUCAUCAUGGGAAGAGAACAACAGCGGCCUUAGUGAAACGCAGCCCAAGCAGUGGCAUGGGUUCCACUCUCAAGGAAUCCUCUGCGUUCCAGAGCGAGCUGCGCAUGCCCGAGAGUGCUGGCCGUCACCAGAAUGCAUCACCCUCUGAUAAAGGCAAGGUCACCAUCUGUGAUGGCAAACCUGGCGAUGAGGACAGACCCAAGAAAAGCACUGUGUGCAAGAGUAUUGAAGGCUGCCAGGAGGAACUGCUCUCCCAAGUGAAUGCAUCGUCUACUGCAGCCGUCAUACUGGAGAUGCUCAUGUAUCUAAUGGAAGCCAUUCAGACCAACUUCCAGCAGGCAUCAGCAGUAGGAAGCAGCAGCCGGGCACAGCAAGCCCUCAAUGAACUUCACACUCAAGACAAAAGUGUGGAGAUGACAGAUCAGUUAAUGGUACCCACUCUUGGCUCUCAGGAAGGGGCUUUUGAGAACGUGAGGAUGAACUACAGUGGCGAUCAAGGACAAACAAUACGCCAGCUCAUUAGUGCUCAUGUACUGAGGCGUGUUGCCAUGUGUGUCUUGUCAUCUCCUCAUGGCCGCCGCCAACACCUUGCAGUCAGCCAUGAAAAGGGAAAGAUAACGGUUCUGCAGCUGUCCACCCUCCUAAAGCAAGCCGAUUCGAGCAAGAGGAAGUUGACUUUAACGCGUCUGGCUUCUGCUCCUGUCCCCUUCACUGUCCUCAGUCUCACGGGCAACCCUUGCAAUGAAGAUUACCUGGCUGUGUGCGGCCUCAAGGAUUGCCAUGUGCUUACGUUCAGCAGCACAGGCUCCGUUUCAGACCAUCUGGUGCUGCACCCCCAACUUGCUACAGGCAACUUCAUCAUCAAGGCCAUUUGGUUGCCAGGCUCACAAACGGAGCUGGCAAUCAUCACUGCUGACUUUGUUAAGAUUUACGACUUAUCCGUGGAUGCACUGAGUCCCAUGUACUAUUUCCUCCUGCCAAGUUCUAAGAUCCGGGAUGCUACAUUCCUUUUCAAUGAGGAAGGAAAGAACAUCAUUGUUAUCAUGUCUUCAGCUGGUUACAUGUACACCCAAGUCAUGGAUGAAUCCAGCAGUGCUCAACAUGGUCCUUUCUACGUCACUAACGUGUUAGAAAUAAACCAUGAAGACCUGAAGGAUAGCAAUGGUCAGGUUGCUGGAGGUGGGGUCUCUGUCUAUUACUCCCAUGUGCUCCAGAUGCUUUUCUUCAGCUACAGCCAAGGAAAGUCUUUUGCUGCCACAGUGAGUCGAAGUACCACUGAUGUACAGCGACUAUUCCCCAUCAAUAUCAAGAGCUCCAAUGGCAGCAGCAGUAAAAUGUCACCAGCACUUUGCCAGUGGUCUGAGGUCAUGAACCACCCAGGGCUGGUGUGCUGUGUGCAGCAGACAACGGGCAUACCACUGGUUAUUAUGGUUAAGCCUGACACCUUUCUCAUUCAGGAAAUUAAAACUUUACCAGCCAAAGCUAAGAUUCAAGACAUGGUAGCAAUUCGACAUACUGCCAGUAAUGAGCAACAGCGCACGACCAUGAUCCUUCUGUGUGAGGACGGAAGCCUGCGAAUAUACAUGGCCAAUGUAGACAACACCUCCCACUGGCUCCAACCCUCACUGCAGCCUAGCUGUGGCAUCAAUAUCAUGAAGCCUGUCCGCAAGCGCAAAGCCGCUGCUACUGCAACCCGAACAUCCAGUCAGGUGACAUUCCCAGUUGACUUUUUCGAACACAACCAGCAGCUGACGGAGGUGGAGUUUGGUGGCAAUGAUUUGCUGCAGGUCUACAAUGGACAGCAGAUCAAACACAGACUCAACUCCACUGGGAUGUAUGUGGCGAACACCAAGCCUGGGGGAUUCACCGUGGAAGCGGUCAACAACAACAGCUCAAUGGUGAUGACAGGCAUGCGGGUGCAAGUGGGCACUCAGGCCAUUGAAAGGGCUCCCUCCUAUGUGGAGGUCUUUGGCCGUACAAUGCAGAUAAAUCUGACGAGGGCACGCUGGUUUGACUUCCCCUUCACCAGAGAGGAGGCGCUCCAGGCUGACAAGAAGCUGUCAAUAUUCAUUGGAGCAUCCGUUGACCCAGCUGGAGUCACCAUGCUGGAUUCGAUCAAGGUUUAUGGAAAAACAAAAGAGCAGUUUGGUUGGCCUGAGGAUCCACCAGAGGACUUCUCCUCAGCCUCGGUUAACAACGUUUGCAGUCCCAACCUCAACCAGGGCAACGGCUCUUCUGAUGCCGACAUUGCUACCCCAACCACCACCAGUGGCACGGUGUUGGAGAGUUGUGAAACUGAGUCCUUAUCGACCCUGGACCGGUUGGUGGUCAGUGCUCUUGAAGCUCUGGAAAGUUGCUUUGCUGUUGGUUCCUCCAAUGAAAAGGAGAAGAACAAGGCUGCUGCACUGGAACUGGCCACCCUGCUCCUGUCCAUGCCAACUCCAGCAGGGGUGCAGCAGCAGACUAAGGGGCUUCUUGCCAGCUUGCACACCAGUCGCACCGCCUACCACAACCACAAGGACCAGUCCCUGCUGAGCAAUGCAGUGCAAUGUCUGUACAGCUGCAGUCGUGAGGGUAAAGAACUUGACCCUGAUGUCUUCCAGAGGCUUGUGAUCACCGCUCGCUCUAUUGCAAUCAUGAGGCCCAACAACUUGGUGCAUUUUACAGAAUCAAAGUUACUUCACCAUGAUUCCGACUUGACAGAUGAUGGCCACAAACAGGUGGAAGGUGAAAGCCACAAUUUUAUCACACAACUGAUGAAUAACUUUUGGAAGCUACAUUCCCUGAAACCCAAGAAUGCCUUUCUCGCUCCCGCUUGCCUGCCUGGAUUAACUCAUGUGGAGGCAACUGUAAAUGCCCUGGUGGACAUUAUACAUGCAUACUGCACUUGUGAGCUCGAUUACAUCAACGUGGCCUCCAAAAUCUACAUGCAAAUGUUACUCUGCCCUGACACAGCAGUGAGCUUUGCUUGUAAGCAGGCAUUGAUCAGAGUUCUUCGGCCGAGAAACAAGCGGCGCCAUGUAACCCUUCCGUCUCCCCCACGAUCUAACACUCCAAUCGGAGACAAGGAUGAUGACGAUGACGAUGACGCAGAAGACAAAAUGCAGUCAUCAGUGCUCAAUGGAAUCGAGGAGGUUAGACCGGAUAGUCAGGAGCAGAAUGAAGUGGACCAUGGUGACUUUGAAAUGGUGUCUGAGUCCAUGGUCCUGGAGACGCCGGAGAAUGUGAACAACGGAAAUCCAUCUCCCCUGGAAGCAUUGCUGGCUGGAGCGGAGGGUUUUCCCCCCAUGCUGGACAUCCCACCUGAUGCAGAUGAUGAAACUAUGGUUGAACUAGCCAUCGCUCUCAGCCUACAGCAGGAUCAGCAAGGGAGUAGCAGCAGUGCCCUUGGCCUUCAAAGCCUUGGCCUGUCGGGUCAAGCCCCAAGCUCCUCGUCACUGGAUGCUGGAACUCUAUCAGACACCACUGCAUCAGCCCCGGCAUCUGAUGAUGAGGGCAGUACAGCUGCUACCGAUGGCUCAACACUGCGGACCUCCCCAGCUGAGCACGGUGGCAGUGUGGGCUCAGAGAGUGGAGGUUCUGCUAUUGACUCUGUUGCAGGGGAGCACAGUGUGUCAGGACGCAGUAGUGCAUAUGGGGACACAACAGUAGAAGGCCAUCCUGCAGGUCCAGGCAGUGUAAGCUCUAGCACUGGAGCCAUCAGCACCACCACAGCCCACCAGGAAGGUGAAGGCUCAGAGGGAGAAGGAGAGACGGAAGGAGACAUCCACACAAGCAACAGACUUCACAUGGUUCGUCUGAUGCUACUAGAGCGUCUGCUACAGAACCUUUCCCAGCUCCACAGUGUCAGUGGAGUUCAAGCCAUCCCUUACAUGCAAGUGAUCCUCAUGCUGACUUCUGAUCUUGACGGGGAGGACGAAAAGGAUAAAGGUGCCUUGGAUGACCUGCUUGCACAGCUUAUUGCUGAGCUCGGCAUGCACAAGAAGGAUGUUGCAAGAAGGAACGAUCGCUGCCCAAUAAAUGAGGUACACCUGGUCAUCAUGAGACUGCUCAGCGUCUUCAUGUCUCGGACAAAAUCUGGCUCCAAAUCUUCUUCUGAGUCAUCCUCGCUGAUUUCCAACGCAACUGCAACAGCCUUGCUCAGCCUGGGGGCCAUUGAAUACUGUCUCCAUGUGCUUAAGUCCCUGUUGGAAUUCUGGAAGAGCCAGCAGGGCGAAGAAGAACCUGUGACUACCAGCCAGCUCCUUCGCCCACACACAGCCUCCUCUCCCCCAGACAUGAGCCCAUUUUUCCUGCGACAAUAUGUCAAGGGACAUGCUGCUGAUGUGUUUGAAGCCUACUCGCAGCUACUUACUGAAAUGGUGCUACGGCUACCAUAUCAGAUCAAAAAGAUUGCUGACACCAAUCCACGGAUUCCACCUCCAGUAUUUGACCAUUCCUGGUUCUACUAUCUCUCUGAAUAUCUGAUGAUCCAACAGACACCGUUUGUCAGGAGGCAGGUCAGAAAACUGUUGCUGUUUAUCUGCGGCUCCAAGGAAAAGUAUCGUCAGUUGCGGGAUCUCCACACCCUGGACUCCCAUGUGCGCAGCAUCAAAAAACUUUUGGAGGAGCAAGGCAUCUUUCUCCGAGCUGGCAUUGUUACAGCUUCUUCUGGCUCAGCUCUGCAGUAUGACACGCUCAUCAACCUGAUGGAACACCUGAAAGCUUGCGCUGAAAUCGCCACGCAGAGGACAGUCAACUGGCAAAAGUUUUGCAUGAAAGAUGACUCUGUCUUAUACUUCCUGCUCCAGGUUAGCUUCCUUGUUGAUGAGGGGGUUUCUCCAGUCCUUUUGCAAUUGCUGUCAUGCGCCCUGUGUGGCAGCAAGGUGCUGGCCAACUCUUCAUCCUCAGUCUCUGGAGGUUCAUCAAGCAGCGGCCAGGGAGGAUCUUCUCAGUCCUCUCAGAGCAAGUCCUCCAGUAAAAAGAGCAAAAAAGAGGACAAGGAGAAAGACAGAGAGGGUGAAGGAGUUGGCAGCCAGGAGGAUCAGUUGUGCAUGGCUCUGGUCAGUCAGCUGAAUAAGUUUGCUGACAAGGAGACACUUAUCCAGUUUUUGCGCUGCUUCUUGCUGGAGUCCAACUCAUCAGCUGUGCGCUGGCAAGCCCAUUGCUUGGCAUUACAUAUCUACAGGAACUCAAGUAAAUGUCAACAGGAACUGUUGCUAGAACUGACUUGGGCCAUCUGGCCAGAGCUCCCAGCUUAUGGCCGCAAAGCUGCACAGUUUGUUGAUCUUCUUGGUUACUUCUCACUCAAAACCCCACAGACAGAGAAAAAGCUAAAGGAGUAUUCCCAGAAGGCUGUGGAAAUCCUGCGAACACAAAACCAUAUCCUGACAAAUCACCCAAACUCCAACAUCUACAACACUCUGUCAGGUCUUGUCGAGUUUGAUGGGUUUUAUCUGGAAAGUGACCCCUGCUUGGUGUGCAAUAAUCCUGAAGUCCCCUUCUCGAAUAUCAAGCUGUCAUCUAUCAAAGUGGACACCCGCUAUACCACCACACAGCAGGUUGUCAAGCUCAUUGGCAGCCAUACCAUUAGCAAAGUCACCGUGAAGAUUGGUGACCUCAAACGUACCAAAAUGGUCCGCACCAUCAAUCUCUACUACAACAACAGGACUGUUCAAGCCAUUGUUGAGCUGAAGAACAAGCCUGCUCGCUGGCAUAAAGCCAAGAAAGUGCAACUGACCCCAGGUCAAACGGAGGUGAAAAUUGACCUGCCCUUACCCAUUGUUGCUUCCAAUCUGAUGAUUGAGUUCUCAGAUUUUUAUGAGAACUACCAGGCGUCCACUGAGACGCUGCAGUGUCCACGCUGCAGCGCCUCGGUGCCCGCCAACCCGGGGGUGUGUGGCAACUGUGGUGAGAAUGUCUAUCAGUGCCACAAGUGCAGAUCUAUCAACUAUGAUGAAAAGGACCCCUUCCUGUGCAAUGCCUGCGGUUUCUGCAAAUAUGCCAGAUUUGAUUUCAUGCUGUAUGCUAAACCAUGCUGUGCUGUGGAUCCUAUUGAGAAUGAGGAGGACAGAAAAAAAGCUGUGACAAACAUUAACACCCUAUUGGAAAAAGCUGACCGGGUCUACCAUCAGCUGAUGGGUCAUCGGCCCCAACUGGAAAGCCUUUUGUCUAAAGUCAAUGAGGCAGCACCAGAGAAGCCACAGGAUGACACUGGAGCGGCCGCAGGUCUUGGUACAUCUUCUGCCAACGUGAACAGAUACAUUCAGCAAUUGGCUCAAGAAUACAGCGGAGACUGCAAAACAUCAUUUGAUGAGCUCUCCAAGAUAAUACAGAAAGUGCUUGCAUCUCGCAAAGAACUACUGGAGUAUGAUCUGCAGCAGCGAGAGGCUGCCACCAAGUCAUCCAGAAGCAGCAGCAGCCACCAGCCGACCUUCACUGCCAGCCAGUACCGCGCCCUCUCCGUGCUGGGCUGUGGCCACACCUCCUCCACUAAGUGCUACGGAUGUGCCUCAGCAGUCACAGGCCACUGCAUCACACUGCUGCGGGCGCUGGCCACUAACCCAGCCCUCCGGCAGAUUUUGGUCCUCCAAGGACUCAUCCGGGAACUGUUUGAGUACAACUUGCGGCGAGGUACAGCAGCCAUGCGAGAAGAAGUGCGCCAGCUGAUCUGUCUUCUUACUAGAGAUCACGCAGAAGCCACUCAGCAGAUGAAUGACCUCAUCAUUGCCAAGGUUUCAGCAGCCCUCAAGGGUCACUGGGCCAAUCCUGAUCUGGUCAGUAAUCUGCAAUAUGAAAUGUUGCUGCUGACUGACUCCAUCUCAAAAGAGGGAGGAUGCUGGGAGUUACGCCUGCGAUGUGCCCUCAGUCUGUUCCUCAUGUCAGUUAACAUCAAAACACCUGUUGUGGUGGAGAACAUCACUUUAAUGUGCCUGAGAAUUCUGCAGAAGCUAAUCAAGCCACCUGCCCCCACUAGCAAGAAGAACAAGGAUGCUGCGACUGAAUCCCUGACCACUGUCAGGCCCUACAGUAAUGAAAUUCAUGCUCAAGCCCAAAUGUGGCUAAAGAAGGAUCCCAAAGCUUCCUACGAGGCCUGGAAAAAAUGCCUCCCUGCAAGAUGUCAUGAGAUGAUGACGAAACCACCAGGGAAGGCUGAGUUGCGGAAGCAGUAUCUGCUAGAGAAGUAUGUGUGGAAGUGGAAGCAGUUCAUGAGGUCCAGGAGAGGGGAAAGUCUUUUCCCUCGCCUCCUUAAGCUGAGCCACAACAAUUGGCUGCGACAGGUCCUUUUCACACCUGCCACUCAGGCAGCCAGACAGGCAGCUUGCACGAUUGUGGAGGCUCUCACCACAAUCCCCAGUCGGAAACAGCAGGUCCUGGACCUGCUCACCAGUUAUCUGGACGAGUUGAGCUUGGCUGGGGAGUGUGCAGCGGAGUACCUGGGUCUCUACCAAAAGCUGAUCAAACCAACACAUUGGAAGGUUUACCUAGCUGCAAGGGGAGUCCUGCCCUACAUUGGCAACCUCAUCACCAAGGAAAUAGCCAACUUGCUUGCCCUGGAAGAGGCAACGCUGAGCACAGAUUUGCAGCAAGGCUAUGCUCUCAAGAGCUUCACGGGAUUACUAUCAUCGUUUGUGGAGGUGGAGUCCAUUAAGCGGCAUUUUAAGAGCAGGCUGGUUGGCACAGUGCUGAAUGGCUAUCUAUGUCUGAGGAAGCUGGUCGUACAGCGCACCAAACUCAUCGAUGAGACUCAGGACAUGCUGCUGGAGAUGCUUGAGGACAUGACCACAGGUACUGAGUCUGAAACCAAGGCAUUCAUGGCAGUAUGCAUCGAGACUGCAAAGCGAUACAAUCUGGAUGACUACAGAACACCCGUAUUCAUCUUUGAGAGACUCUGCAGUAUCAUUUAUCCUGAGGAAAACGAGGUGACAGAGUUCUUCGUAACCUUGGAAAAGGAUCCUCAGCAGGAGGAUUUCCUCCAGGGUCGCAUGCCCGGAAACCCUUACAGCAGCAACGAGCCUGGAAUCGGUCCACUGAUGAGGGACAUUAAGAACAAGAUCUGCCAAGACUGCGACCUAGUAGCACUCCUUGAAGACGAUAGUGGCAUGGAGCUACUGGUGAACAACAAAAUCAUUAGCUUGGAUCUCUCUGUAGCGGAAGUCUACAAGAAGGUCUGGUGCCCAACAAAUGAGGGUGAGCCAAUGAGAAUCAUUUAUCGAAUGAGAGGUUUGCUUGGCGAUGCAACAGAGGAGUUCAUUGAGUCGCUGGACUCAACCACAGAUGAGGAAGAGGAUGAUGAGGAGGUGUACAAGAUGGCAGGAUUUAUGGCACAGUGUGGUGGACUGGAGUGUAUGCUCAACCGACUGUCAGGAAUCAAAGAUUUUAAACAAGGACGACACCUGCUGACGGUCUUACUGAAGUUGUUCAGUUAUUGUGUAAAAGUGAAGAUCAACAGACAGCAGCUUAUCAAACCAGAGAUGAACACACUCAAUGUCAUGCUUGGAACUCUAAACCUGGCUUUAGUGGCAGAACAGGAGAGUAAGGACAGUGGUGGGGCUUCUAUAGCAGAGCAAGUGUUGAGCAUCAUGGAGAUCAUUCUGGAUGAAGCUAAUGCAGAGAUAUCAGAGGACAAGGGUAACCUGUUGCUGACUGGAGACAAGGAUCAGCUGGUCAUGUUGCUGGAUCAGAUCAACACUCCGUUUGUGCGCUCCAACCCCAGUGUGCUGCAGGGGUUGCUUCGCAUUAUCCCAUACUUGUCUUUCGGCGAACUGGAGAAGAUGAGGAUCUUGGUGGAACGCUUCAAGCCGUGUUGCAGCUUUGACAAGUAUGAUGAGGAACAUAGUGCUGAUGACAAAGUGUUCCUGGACUGCUUCUGUAAAAUUGCUGCUGGCAUAAAAAAUAACAGUAAUGGCCAUCAGCUGAAAGAUCUUAUUCUGCAAAAAUCAAUCACACAGAGUGCACUGGACUACAUGAAGAAACAUAUCCCUAAUGCCAAAAAUCUGGAUGCAGACGUCUGGAAGAAGUUCCUUUCUCGACCAGCGCUGCCUUUUAUUCUCAGACUACUCCGUGGUUUGGCUACCCAGCACCCUCCCACGCAGGUGCUGAUAGGCACGGAUUCAAUUCCCAACCUGCACAAGCUGGAGCAGGUUUCCAGCGAUGAAGGCAUCGGCACGCUUGCAGAAAACCUUCUGGAAGCACUAAGGGAGCACAGCGAUGUCAAUUUGAAGAUAGAGGCAGCUCGCAGGGAGACCCGAGCAGAGAAGAAGCGCAUGGCCAUGGCCAUGAGGCAGAAGGCUCUGGGAACCCUUGGCAUGACUACCAAUGAGAAGGGUCAGGUGGUGACCAAGACUUCGCUCUUGAAGCAAAUGGAGGAGUUGAUAGAGGAACCAGGCUUGACAUGUUGUAUCUGUAGAGAAGGCUACAAAUUCCAGCCCACCAAGGUCCUGGGUAUUUACACUUUCACAAAGCGAGUGUCCUUGGAGGAAUUCGAGAACAAGCCUCGCAAACAGCAGGGCUACAGCACUGUGUCGCACUUUAACAUUGUCCACUACGACUGCCAUCUGGCAGCUGUCAGGCUGGCCCGUGGGCGAGAAGAAUGGGAGAGUGCCGCUCUCCAGAACGCCAACACCAAGUGCAAUGGCCUGCUUCCUGUUUGGGGGCCACACGUGCCCGAAUCAGCAUUUGCUACGUGCUUAGCAAGACAUAACACAUAUCUGCAGGAGUGCACCGGCCAGCGUGAGCCCACAUACCAACUGAACAUCCACGACACCAAACUGCUGUUUCUUCGCUUUGCUACCGAACAGUCAUUCAGCGUGGACACGGGUGGAGGCGGCCGAGAGAGCAACAUCCACCUCAUCCCCUACAUCAUCCACACUGUACUCUAUGUGCUUAACACAACAAGGGCUACUUCCCGGGAAGAGAAGAACCUGCAGAGUUUUCAGGAGCAGCCUUGCGAGAAAUGGGUGGAGACCUCGUAUGAGGUGGAAGGGCCCCACUACUACACCAUCUUGGCCAUGCACGUCAUGCCGCCCGAACGCUGGAGGACCUCACGGAUGUACUUUCUACGCAGACUCCUGGUCAACGCACAUGCCCGCAAGGUGUCGGCGGGCAGCACCAACAAACUGACAGAUAAGUCACCAAAGGAAUAUGCAGUCUAUCGCUCGCCUCUUCUCUUCUGGGGCCUGGUGGAUCUUGUCUAUGACAUGUUCAGGAAGGUGCCCACCAGCAACACAGAGGGGGGCUGGUCCUUCUCACUUGCAGAAUACGUCCGUCACAAUGACAUGCCUAUCUACGAGGCCUCGGAGCGUGUGCUCAGGGCUUUCCAGGAUGAACUCAUGCCUGCAGAGUCCUUGGCAGAGUUCUUCGACAUUGUAGGUCUCCUCUCGGACGUCCCUGACCCGGACCUCUUCCUGCAGGAUUUGUUGAACUCUGUGCCCUGAUGGCAGUCUGGUACACCCGCACCUUUCCAAAUCCAAAUCUGUGUCACCCACUACUGUUCGGUAUAGCCAACAAGUCCACACCAUUGUCCUCUGUGUACACCCACACAGGGACACAUACUUCAUAAUACUCACCUUCCUCCACCCCCCUCCCAAAUGUCAUGUUCCAUCUAACCUAGAGUCUAUGUGUAAUCAAACUCGGCACUACUUCAACAUCCAUACAUCCAUCUAAGUAACGCACACACAAACCAACUCGUUUGGCCUUCAGUUUGUUGGUGUGACUAACAUGCCCGCUACAUGAUGACUGCCAUUUUAUUUGACUUCCUUUUGUUUUAAAUUGGCAGAGACACGCUCACACGUUUGAUCUCAUUUCUUCUCUUUCAAGAUGGUCCUAACUGGAAUUUGAGUGACACACACACACACACAUUAAAAGCAUGUUUCUUUUUCCCCAUUUAGUGUGAAUGAUUAUGGUUUCUUUUAUCAACCUCCAGUAGCAAAAAAAAACAACAUAUAGGUCAAAGAGUCCCAUCUGUUGCUGUGAUAAUAAAGCAGUUAUAUACUUAA